Nasonia vitripennis (jewel wasp) is the source of this 2634-nucleotide messenger RNA. Its product is annotated as putative fatty acyl-CoA reductase CG8303. Gene Ontology annotation, molecular function: alcohol-forming very long-chain fatty acyl-CoA reductase (NADP+) activity. Gene Ontology annotation, biological process: long-chain fatty-acyl-CoA metabolic process. Gene Ontology annotation, cellular component: peroxisome. The record is from RefSeq and is a predicted model, not a curated record. Lineage: Eukaryota; Metazoa; Arthropoda; Insecta; Hymenoptera; Pteromalidae. Bases 805 to 2349 code for a protein of 514 amino acids. The transcript is spliced from 7 exons.
AUUAAUCGCCUACAAGCGUGAUCCUGAUCAACGCGCGAGCACAGCUCCGACGUCCUAUUAUCAUCGCGAAACUUGCUCAAUCCACAUCCCGCUCGUAAAUCCCCUCCAUCUAUCCGUCAGCGAUUAUGUGAAUCUGAGCCCAAAGCGUACACACCAUUAGCAUCGUAACUCUAACGUCAAAGAAAUUCAGUGAAAGUCCGUGACUCAAAUCGCGCCUCGUGGCAAUCACCAAAACCGACUCUUUUUCCUAUCGGAAGUUUCACCGCGCGCGUAAGGCGUCUCCUUUUUUCAAUAUUAUAUAUACAACGACAUAAACACAAGGAAUCAUGCAACAAGGGAUUAUACCGCCGAGCGGUUGCGCAAGCCGUUCCGCGAUUGAAAACAUCACGCGAAAAAGCCCAGCCCGGAAUUCGCUGGGCUCUGCAUUUCUCGGGCGUACAUCGCAUCUCUGUUGCACAAGAAUAAGUCAUACCUACCGCCGAGAGUCGUUGAGAGAGCCGCCGCCGCCGUUCAACGAACGGGAGAAGUACAGCCGCGCUUAUUUCGAUCUCUCUCGUGUAUUACACUCGGUCGAGUUCCGCGGCCCGCGGUAAGCAUUAGUUUUGGGACUCGGUAGCCCGAAGGAAGCAGGCUUUUCGUUAUAGAAAGUCCGCGUUGCUCGGAGGAAGCCUUGGGCGUGUGUGUUCGUCGUGGACAUGGAUUUUGACAACCGACUGAGCCUUGUUUCGGAUAGCGCGUGACGAUCAUUGUGUGCGUGUCGUAAAUUUCGAAAGCUGUUCUUUUUUUUUAUAAAGCGAGAGAGAAAUGCCUCCGAGAUCGAUCAGCGAGAUGACAGCAGACAGUUGUGUGUUCCUGACGGGUGUAACCGGCUUCGUCGGUGGUUGCCUCCUCGAGAGGAUCUGCAAGCUCGAGCCUGGACCAGCACGUGUCUACGUACUCGUGCGCAGGAAACUCGGGGUCGAGCCUCAGAGUCGAUUGGAAAAGAUGUUCUCGUCGCCGCUAUUCUCAGGCAUCCCAGCGUCGAAGCUUCAACGUGUCCAGGCAAUGGAGGGCGACGUGGGUAGUAAUGAGCCUGAUCUCGGCCUGAGUCCCAAAGACGUCCAAAUCCUGGUGGACAACUGUACGCACGUCUAUCACUCGGCAGCUUUCAUCUCGUUCGCGGCGCAACUCGAACAAGCCAUCAGGAUCAACUUGUGCGGAAGCCGAGCCGUACUGCAUCUGGCUCGCAGAAUGAAGAAGAUUAGGGCGAUGGUGCACGUGUCCUCGGCUUACGUCAAUUGCACCAUCGGCACUGAGAAUUCCGAGUUUGAGGAGAGAGUCUAUCCCGUAGAGUACGACGUUGAUCCGGUUGACGUUUUGAACGCGGUGACAACCAUGUCCCCGCAAGAGGUCGAGAAAGAAUACGGCGAACUGAUCAGGAGGCAUCCAAAUACCUACGCUUUCUCGAAACACUUGACUGAGAAUUUGCUAGCUCGGGAGAGGGGUCACGUGCCUUUAUCAAUUGUACGGCCAAGUGUCAUUUUGAACAGCUGGCGAGAGCCUUUCGUCGGUUGGGUCGACAACGUUAACAGCGGAGCUUGCGGAUAUAUAGCCGGCGUCGCCAAGGGAAUUUUCUGCACCUUCCAGGCACGCGCAGACAUGGUGAUGGACGUGAUACCGGUGGACAUGGUGGUCUCCACGAUUUUAGCUGCGGCCUGGAAGGCCGAGCUCGAACCCGAGCGUCUGCAUGUGCUUCACUGCACCUCCGGUACUGCCAACCCCCUUACCUGGGGUCGAUACGCCGAUGGCAUCAUCAAAGCCGCGAGGGAACAUCCUUGCCACUCCGUAGCCUGGUAUCCACGCACGACUCUGCGAGAGAGUCGCCUUAGGACCGAGCUCGUCAUGUUCAUCUUUCAAAUGAUACCCGCGAUAUUCAUCCACCUGUUCGCCAAGCUCGCCAAGCCCGAGCAUUCGCUGAUCGACAUUCAGCGGCGUUACGCUAAGGGCGGCAAGUACACGUCGUACUUCUCGGUGCGCGAGUGGCAGUUUUCGAGGAAGACGAGCGACGAGCUCGCGGCUAUGCUAACGGAAGAAGAACGCGAUAGACAUCCUAUGGAUCCGAGGCUCCUUGACUGGGACAAGUACCUCGAGGGAUGCGUCAUCGGCACCAGGACCUACUUCCACAAGGAACCUGCUAAGACCACCGAUAGGGCGAGGAGACAAAUGGCCAGGCUGCGCGUAGUUGCCGCGCUCUCGCCUGUCUUGAGUUUCACCGGGCUCUGCGGCUGUUUAGCGCUUCUCAUGGGUAUUCACUGGGCUAUAGCUGUGCCCCUAGCCGCCUUCGUCGUGAUGCUACUCGUCUGGCUGUAGACGAGCUGAUGCGGAUUUUGCGGAGGACAUCAUGCGUGUAGGUUCAUUCGACAAUUUUGUUAUUGAUGAAGUUUACAACGCUAUAUAAUAUGGAUAUCUUAUUAUAAUUAUAUACAUAUAUACAUCAAAUGCUCAAGCAUGUUAUUGCAAAGUGAUUAAGGAUAAGAAGUGCAGACUUAAUGCUUCAUGCAAAUCAUCCAACAUUUUCUGAACUUGAAUAGUAUUGACCAAUAAAAUUUUAUAAAUACAUGAUAUAUUUAAUAAAAAAAAAUAAUUAUUUAUACA